Messenger RNA from Haliotis rubra (blacklip abalone), 5350 nucleotides. Its product is annotated as protein mono-ADP-ribosyltransferase PARP14-like. Bases 144 to 3020 code for a protein of 958 amino acids. The transcript is spliced from 19 exons. The record is from RefSeq and is a predicted model, not a curated record. Gene Ontology annotation, biological process: negative regulation of gene expression. Lineage: Eukaryota; Metazoa; Mollusca; Gastropoda; Lepetellida; Haliotidae. Gene Ontology annotation, molecular function: NAD+ poly-ADP-ribosyltransferase activity; transcription corepressor activity. Gene Ontology annotation, cellular component: cytoplasm; nucleus.
AUCAUCAGAUUACCAAUGACUGGGGCCAACAAUCUGAGCACUUCAACUUCCUGUUACAGAGGACGCACAUACACACAUUCAUCUUGAAAUAUCGCUGUACAUCAAGACGGUGUCCAAGCUGCGAAGAGGAACACCCUGCUGGAAUGUCGACGCGUCAUGGUGAUCAUGCAGCGCCUGGGUCUUCAUCACCAGGGCCUGAUACGCUGCAAGCAUCAGACCACCCAGAAACAGUCCUCUGCCCUGACCCACAGAUCUCUGAGAACGUGACAACAGUCCUGGAGGGCAUACCAGAACCUGUACCAGAGGAGGACAACCUCACCUACCCCUCCAUGUCCCAGCACACGUCUACAGCAACUCCCGGUGCAGGAACUCAUGGCAGACCAGAAACAAAUCCAGUGUUGAAACUGCCUGGCAAUGACAAGAAACUAGUGCGUAAGACGGUAACCAUAUCCGAUGAAAUAGACGCUAUGUUCCUACGAUCUACGAAGGGGCGUUCGUAUGUUGAUGAGGUAGUACCGCGGAAUUGCUGCAAAAUUUUGGAAACCGCUGCAGGUCUUGAAGGGGCUGCAGAACUGAUGUCAGAUACACAAGUGCAACCGGAAAACAUGGAAUGGCCAAAGAUCCCACAUGAAGAGAGCGAAGACAACUUCCGGUCUCGACUUGCGUCGGUCAGGAAGCCAUCUCCAAGGAAGGUCGAGCUCGUCACAGGUUCAAUCGCCGAGUUAAAGGCUGAUGUGAUCGUUAACUCGACCAACUCAGAGUUGAAUUUGAAGGCCGGCGCUGUUUCCUCAAGUAUUCUACAGGGAGCAGGGAGCAAACUGGAGAAGAAACUAAAGAAACGCUAUAGUAAAGGGUUCCAGGACCAGACUCUUAUCAUCACUAAGGGGUACAAGCUCCAGUGUGCACAGAUCUACCACGUGUCUCUUCCAAACUGGAAUACAAGCGACGUAAUAAACAAAUUAAAAUUAACUGUCACGGAAUGUUUGGAGGAAGCAUCAAAGAGUAAAUACGCUCGUCUUCUCUUCCCCGCUCUUGGAGCAGGCAACCUAAAUUAUGACAAGAACACGACGGCCAGAACAAUAUACGAGACUGUGAACGAGUUUUGGAAAGAAAAUCCAACAACAACGCUGAAGUCCGUCACAGUCGUGAUUUAUCAUGGACAACAAGAUGUAGACAAGGCUUUUAAAGAAGAACAUGAGGCAUGUUACGGAAAACCCGUCAAGAGAAUCGGUCGCACACUGAGUGUCCAAGGCGAAACAGAACCUGAUGAUGAUGUGGCAAGAGGCGUGUUUUUCGGGAACGUUCGUUUCACGGUGGUUGAAGGUGAUAUCUUGCAGCAGAGAGUGGGUCUCAUUGUCAACGGAAGUAACAGCAAACUGGACCUCUCGAGUGGAGUGUUGUCAAACAAUCUGCGAAAGACGUUUGGAAAAGACCUGGAGAAACAGUGUAGAGAAAAAGUUGGCGACAUCGUCGACACCGGGGUUGCUGUCACAAGUGUGUCGGGCGCAUGUUUCAAGGCAGUGCUGCACUAUGACCCUCGUUUCUUCAACGGCAUUAGCGAGGUGUUGCCAGCGUUAUUGACAACGGCAGAAGAGCUGAAUUAUACAUCUCUGGCGCUGCCAGCUCUUGACCAAGGGCGCAGGCGUGGUAUAUCAAAGAAAAAGCUAGCGGAGCACGUCUUUAGUUCGCUGACCAAACACUCCGGCCUGCGGCAUCUACGUGAAGUCCGGAUGGUCAUCUUUCAGGAUCAUGAUCUCUACAACAGUCUGGUCAGCCUCUUCAACAACCAUGCGUGUUCAGCUACGAGAGAGGACGACGUACAACCUUUGGGACGGCAGGGGACCAAGGAUCAUGAAACAUCUACAUAUGAGGUUACAAUUUCCUCCGACAGUGCACAGAACCUUGACAAAGCCAUUGUGGAGCUGAUGUCGACUCCUGGGAUAAAGCAAGAAUCUUUCACCAAAACAUGUUUGAUGCACUUGACAGUUGAUAAGCUGAGAAGUCUGUAUGAUCAUGCAAAGACACACAGCGUAGGCAUCUCUGUGGACCGCAACCAUGGAGUUGUAACAGUGAAGGGGUUCGCGGAAGAUGUUUUCAACAUGAUGAAGCGCGUGUACGAAAUAUGUAAUGAGCUCCAAGCGUCCCAAAUCGAGGCUAAGGCCAUGCAGUGGUAUUAUAUUGACAUCCUAGAGAACGGGGAACAGGUAAAGGAGAAAUACGAUUCCGAUCUCAAUAAGGACAUAGAGCUAGCGUUCCGGAACAAAGCUGUGGAGCCCCUAUGUAAACUAACAACUGAGGACGGCGACAGAUACGUCAUCGACUUUAACGACAUGGUGGAGUACAGAGAAGGGAACAAGGACAACACCUCAGUUGUUGUCAGCAGAGAGAGUGUUAUUAAAACUCUAGCGAGUGACUUCGACCCCCCAGUCUCCUGGGAACGCAUGAACCCUGAUGAAGACGUUCUGGUCGUCCCCCUCAAGAAGCAGGACCCCCAGUACAGCCAUGUGGAUACCAUGUUUUCAGUAUCAAAGAUGGAAGUUGUAAAGAUCGAGCGCAUUCAGAACAAGACUCUGUACAAGCAGUUCGCCGCCAAGAGGACGCAGCUCGGAGUGCCUGAGACGCAACUCUGGCACGGAACUGAUGGUGAAGCAAUUCCCUCCAUCAACAAAGGCGGCUUCGACAGAAGCUACUGCGGUAAACAUGCUGCACAAUUUGGAAAUGGUGUCUACUUUUCUACAGACCCUAGCUACUCCACCAAUAACAGGUUCGCCAAAGCUGACAGUGCUGGCUACAAGUACAUCUACCUUGCGGACGUCUUGAUUGGGCAGUAUACCCAGGGGAAGAAAGGAAUGAAGGUUCCUCCUCCUAUAGAUCCUGCCAAGUCAGAUGUCCGCUUUAAUUCUGUUGUUGAUGAUGUCGAAAAUCCCCAAAAGUUUGUCAUCUUUAAUGACACACAGGCCUAUCCGAAAUACUUGGUUACCUGCAGAGUGGUGGAUGCAGCCUCAACAUCUACACAAUGAACAACAGAAACGUCCUUUCCCAUUAUGUGUCCACCACAUUUCCAAAAGAUAUGGACUUGUGACAUGUUGAAGUUAGCUCACCUGAACAUAUUGUGAGUGAGUGAGAGAGUGAGUGAGUAAGUUUAGUUUUACGCCGCUUUUAGCAAUAUUCCAGCAAUGUCACGGCGGGGGACAUCAGAAUGAACAUAUUGAGCUCACUCUGACAGGUUAAUAUGUGUUAUGACCAAUGACCAUUCCUUGUGACGCGCGAUAGACAUUUAACAGGUUAUCUAAAACAAGGCUUUAUUUAAGUAACCUGUUGAAGACAUUGUGAGGCACAGCCUUCAAAAACAUUGUUUUCGGUGUUUUGAGGGGAAGACGUACCUGCUUGGCAUUUUUCCGGACAUACUGAAUGUGUUUCAUGUUGUGAUAACCAGAUUAGAUUUCUUGGAUAUUUUACUGAUCACACGUAAUCAUAACUUAUGAUGAAGUUUUCAUAUAACAAUGUAAUGAUGGGCAGCAUACCAAGUGGUUUAUAGCAUACAAACCAGUCCACCAUAACACAAAGACUCCAUCAGCCAACUUUUACAACUCUGACUUACAACUUUUGACAGCCUCACUAAUUAUUUGUUUUAAAACAGAUGCACAUAAUCCAUAACAAGUUACACAGUACUAUUAAGGCACAGCAUACUCAUAAUAUUCUUAAAAUGAAAAAAAAAGAAGAAGCAAAAACUGGUGUCAACUUGAAGUAUUUAUUUCAACCUUUAGUUCAACAAAACAUCCAGACCCAAGGUUCAGAAGCUCACCUUCCAAACAUCUUUCACUUAUAGUUUAGGUAACUCUUGUUUUUGUUACCUAAACAUAAUUCUACAUGUUGAGGAAAUUUUCAAUACAGUAAAUGAAAUGAUUUCGCAAUUCAGGAAGGUUGGAUACAAUCAGAAGUCAUUAUAAAUUGCUUGACAAGAUGUCACAAGUGCCAUUGUUGUUUAGACAUUCAACACAGUUGGCAGGCAUGUCAAAGUAUGGCAAUGUUUUCUCUCUGAUUUCUUUAGAGGCUCUGUAAAUGGGUAAACCAUACACCUUUCUGGUCACAAUCUCAGUACAGCAAUAAGCUUCAUAAGGCUUUGCUUUCAAAUAUUUAAUGUUUAAAGCCAUUGUGCAUAAGUAAGGAGAAUGACAAGACUAAAUUCACCUGAGUCUUUUAUACUUAAACGGAUUGAGCAUGUUCCAACCGACUGAACACCCUAAGCAAAUUAAUCUAAAACCCAUAUUACAUCAAAUAUACAUCUAUCAUUCUGAGUGGAUAAUUUAUCUUAAUAUUGUUGUAUCCCUACAAAAGGAAAACAAGUGCUCUACCAGUCUCUGUGAGGUAGAAGAGCAACACAUGUUAACGACACAUUUUUCCUUCAUAAUCCCAUUAUCCUUAAUAAUAAAAUCAAUAUGAGUACAUCACAGUUCCUCAAUUUAUUUAUCGGCAAAUGUCAACAAAUGCUCACAUAUCGCAAGGUGAGCUCCAAUGUAAGGUAAGACAUCCAUCCGUCCUCAACAAUUUACAGCUUCACAACAGAAGCAACUGUUUACAGGUGCCAGACAUUCAGUCCACUUUCAUACAACUUUCCCUCUAUCAUGUACAAAUAGGAACCUUUUUCAAAGACAAAACAUAUGAAAAUAUCAUUUGUUGAGCUGGAUUUCACGACUGGCAGCUAAAGGAAGCACUAUUACCUGGAAGCUGAAAUUAUCUGAAAUUACUGAUAUAUAUAUAUAUUACUACCCAUAUAUUACCUAUAGGCAUUGCAUGCUCAGGCAUGAACUAUGGGUAUAGCCAAUAUAUGUCCUAUCUUAGAAUAUCAUGUUUGAAAGAGAUAUGAAUAUUUUCUUUGAAAUUUGAAUUUCCAUAUUAUAUUGAUUUUUUAUCAUCCACUAUUUUGUAUUAACUAUUGUAUAAUACUGGCUAAGAUGUAAGCCCUUUGUACAAAAUGUAAAAUUCAGUUAUUCUAAUGAUAUUUACAAUUCCCAUGCAUUGUCACACACUGGUUCAUAGUUUAUACAAUCUGAAAUAACAGUAUCUGUUUAUGUAAAGGAUGAAAAGAAAUGUAUAAUGAACAUGAACAAAAGUACAUGAUGUUGAAUUCACACAAACAUAAAAACUAAAGGCUAUAGAUCAGUCGGUCUCAAUUUCCUACUGACAGAUUCCUUUGGGUGCAAGAUAAAAUUGUAGGGAUAAUUAUGUUAAUGGACCAGCAGAAAGUGUACUGCUCUUGUAUGUCAGAAAUAUUUUCAGUCUGAUUGUAAUCAUUGAGUGUUACAAGAACUGAAAAUACUUGUAACAUGAAAUAAAUCAAAUGCCCUAA